Bipolaris maydis ATCC 48331 is the source of this 615-nucleotide messenger RNA. The record is from RefSeq and is a predicted model, not a curated record. Lineage: Eukaryota; Fungi; Ascomycota; Dothideomycetes; Pleosporales; Pleosporaceae.
AUGAGAAUCAUUGCAAUCCUUUCGGCCUUUGCGGCCACAACUAUCGCAAUAGUCUGCCCAACUUCCUUCAUUCAACCAUAUGGCGAUUUGCCAAAAAGCCGCAGCUUUGUGCCCCGAGACGUCUUCCAGAUCAGCCGAGUGCGACCCACCGAAUUCUUCGUACCCGACGGCUGGGCCGCUACAACUGCAAGAGACAAAUGCACCGUCUUCAACAUACCCUUUGAUACCGACAAAGCCAGAGGCAAAACCUGCAAUCUCGUCUUCAACUUCCCCAACCAAAAGCAAGCGCCAGGCAUAACCCGCAUGAUCGGUCCAGGGCGCUUCACGUUCUAUCCCUUUGCCCAUAGCGCCCGGAUCCCUCUUCCCAUUGUUACAAACUGGAACAAUAAGCCUCCAAUUAGCAUUACACCCCCGAUUCUCAUGAAGCAGCUUGCUCCCGGCAACAGUUACGUUCUUAGCUCGGGGCCGUGCUUUAUUGGUCGGGAACAAAAGGGAAUGGUGGUGAGGAGCGGUAUGCUAUGCUCUGAGAACACUUUGUUUCAGUUUAAACAGAGCAACUACAAGUGUCCUAUGGGACUCUAUCUGAUCCUUUCGGAACCGGACGGUAGCGAUUAG